This is a messenger RNA of Cryptococcus amylolentus CBS 6039, 267 nucleotides long. RefSeq lists its product as hypothetical. The record is from RefSeq and is a predicted model, not a curated record. The transcript is spliced from 3 exons. Bases 1 to 267 code for a protein of 88 amino acids. NCBI's taxonomy places the organism in Eukaryota, Fungi, Basidiomycota, Tremellomycetes, Tremellales, Cryptococcaceae.
AUGCCCGCUGCGAGGACCAUGGUCGCCCGCAAGGUUUCCACAGCUGCUAUCCCUUACGAGCAAAUGGGUAUUACACAUCAAAUGAAGAGCUUCUUCACCCAAAAAGGUGUCCCUGUCGACGCUUACCCGAUCGUCUUCAUCACCCUAUUCAUGGCCAGUGCUGGUACCUUCAUGCUCUCAAAACAUAUCAAGGAAGACCAUGACCACCUCCGAUGGAUGCCUCGACAGGGCGGCUACGAGUUCCGACUCCCUGCUGAGAAGCUGUAG